Messenger RNA from Penicillium antarcticum, 861 nucleotides. Its product is annotated as putative thiol methyltransferase. The transcript is spliced from 2 exons. Lineage: Eukaryota; Fungi; Ascomycota; Eurotiomycetes; Eurotiales; Aspergillaceae. The record is from RefSeq and is a predicted model, not a curated record. Gene Ontology annotation, molecular function: thiopurine S-methyltransferase activity. Bases 1 to 861 code for a protein of 286 amino acids.
AUGACCGCCCCAACACAAGCCAAAGACCCAAAGGAGAUGCAGGAACAUCUCGCCCAGCCCCAAUUCAAGGGUGACAAAUAUGUCGAGGGCUGGGCGUCCCUCUGGGAUAAGGGCGACAACCUUCCCUGGGAUAAAGGCUUCCCCAACCCAGCUCUGGACGACACACUCGUGAAGCAUCGGGGUACCAUUGGCGGUCCCCUAGCUACAGAUGCACAAGGCCAAUCGUACAGACGCAAAGCUUUAGUUCCGGGUUGUGGGCGCGGGGUUGACGUGCUUCUCCUCGCGAGCUUUGGUUUUGACGCGUAUGGCUUGGAGUAUAGUGAAUCGGCCAUCGAAGCGUGUAAGAAGGAAGAGAAGGAGAAUUCCAAUUGGUAUCGGGUUCGCGAUCAGACUGUUGGAGCUGGGUCCGUGACUUGGCUUCAAGGUGAUUUCUUCGAUGACGCUUGGUUGCAGAAGGCUGGUGUUCCGUUGAAUGGGUUUGACGUGGUUUAUGAUUAUACAUUCUUCUGUGCCCUGUCGCCAUCGAUGCGUCCCAAGUGGGCUCUCCGUCAUACCCAGCUUCUGGCUCCUUCGCCAUUGGGUAACCUGAUCUGUCUCGAGUUCCCCCGCCACAAGGAUACUCAGGCUGCAGGUCCCCCAUAUGCUUCCCCCUCGGAGGCAUAUAUGGCCCACCUGAGCCAUCCAGGUGAAGAUGUGCCCUACGACGCGAAGGGUGCCGUCAAGUACAACCCUCUGCAGCCUAGCAGCGCAGGAGGUCUGGAAAGAGUGGCAUACUGGCAGCCGGAGCGCACCCACGAGAUGGGCCAGGGUGAGAACGGAGUGAUCCACGACCGAGUAUCAAUCUGGCGCCGUCGUAACUAG